AUGGCCUCACAACCGUGUCGAAACGCCUUGGCGCGCAGUCGCCACAUCAUCCGCCCCAAGACAUUUGCCCGCAACUUCGCCUUCAAAGACACGGCGCCCCCGACAGAACAGCCCGAGAGCUUCAAUCCCGAGACACGACGACAGCCACGAUGGCAGGCAACGCCCGAGGGCAUGGUAGCCCCCUUUCGCGUUAGAGUGGCCAAGAACCCAGUGAACUCGGAGUGGGCUGUCAACUCGGACCCCAAGGUUCUCGAUGAAUUCUACGAGAGUCUACUCGGACCCGAGGGCCCCAACAUGCUGCCCGAGGAGUUGAAAUGGCUAGCCAUCACUCACAAGAGCUUCGACCAGGCGAAAAGAGGAAAUAAUGAGCGUUUGGCCAUGAUGGGGCGUAUGGCAAUCUACAUGGAGGCCUGCAAGACCACGGUGAACAGCGAGCGCAACCCGAAAUUAGGAGAAGGAGAGGAUGUCCACCCCCAACUGCGAUCCGUGGACAAUCUGCACAUUGAGUCGCCCACCAGUCGUGUCGCGUCGAGCCUGUUAGCAACGGCCCAAAAGACCAAUCUCCUAAUGGUGUUGCGGUGGAAACCGCGACUGACACAAGAUCUUGAGCAAUCAGGCGUCUCGACUAUUUCAUCCCGCGCUGUGCAGGCGAUCGUCGGAGCUAUACUGCUCCAGCAUGGCUCGGAGGUGGCAUCGACAGUGAUUAGGGAGCGGAUAUUGCAGGCCCCACGGCGUUCGGCCGCGUGA
Molecule: messenger RNA, 747 nt
Organism: Emericellopsis cladophorae
Lineage: Eukaryota; Fungi; Ascomycota; Sordariomycetes; Hypocreales; Bionectriaceae
Exons: 3
Coding region: 1-747 (248 amino acids)
Biological process (GO): mitochondrial translation; RNA processing
Cellular component (GO): mitochondrial large ribosomal subunit
Molecular function (GO): ribonuclease III activity; structural constituent of ribosome
Source: RefSeq, a predicted model, not a curated record